This is a messenger RNA of Vicugna pacos (alpaca), 1054 nucleotides long. RefSeq names its product PR/SET domain 8 (gene PRDM8). The record is from RefSeq and is a predicted model, not a curated record. Gene Ontology annotation, cellular component: nucleus. Gene Ontology annotation, molecular function: protein binding. Gene Ontology annotation, biological process: oligodendrocyte development; regulation of DNA-templated transcription. NCBI's taxonomy places the organism in Eukaryota, Metazoa, Chordata, Mammalia, Artiodactyla, Camelidae.
GCAGAGCCUACAAGACAGCAACACCAACACCUCUUGACAUGGAAAUACACUGAUACAAUAGGCAAAAGAAACACUCGAUUGCAUCUCCUGGUUCCAGGUGGCCUUAUUUGGUCGAUUUGAUCCUGACCUUAUUCCUGUGAUGGAGGAUUCGGGCAUCCCGCGAGGCAUCUGGGAUGGAGAUGCCAAGGCUGUCCAACAAUGCCUGACAGAUAUUUUUACCAGCGUUUACACUACCUGUGACAUCCCUGAGAACGCUAUAUUUGGUCCCUGUGUCCUGAGCCAUACUUCCCUGUAUGACAGCAUAGCUUUCAUAGCUCUAAAGUCCACCGACAAGAGAACAGUCCCUUAUAUCUUCCGGGUAGACACCUCAGCGGCGAAUGGUUCCUCAGAAGGUCUCAUGUGGUUGCGUCUGGUCCAAUCAGCCAGAGAUAAAGAAGAGCAGAACCUUGAAGCCUAUAUAAAAAACGGACAGCUGUUUUACCGCUCUCUCCGCAGGAUUGCCAAAGAUGAGGAGUUAUUAGUUUGGUAUGGGAAAGAACUGACUGAGUUGCUCUUGCUCUGCCCCUCUAGAUCCCACAGCAAAAUGAAUGGGUCGUCCCCUUACACAUGCCUGGAAUGCAGCCAACGUUUCCAGUUUGAGUUCCCCUAUGUGGCGCAUCUGCGCUUCCGCUGCCCCAAGAGACUUCACAGCGCUGAGCUGAGCCCCCGAGAGGAGCAAGGCGGCGGCGUGGGCACCAAGGAUCACGGGGGCGGCGGCGGCAAGGAUCAGCAGCAGACGCAGCAACAGGAGGCACCCUUGGGUCCCGGCCCCAAGUUCUGCAAAGCCGGCCCUGUCCACCACUACCCGGCCGCCUCCCCCGAGGGCGGUAACCCGCCUGCGGCUGGUGGCGGCGGCAGCGCGAAGCCGUCCACGGACUUUCACAAUCUGGCCCGAGAGCUGGAGAACUCAGGGGGAGCCAGCGGCUGCUCCCCAGUCCGGAGCCUCAGCAGCGGAGCAACGGCAGCGGCCACCAGGAGGCGGAGCUGAGUCCCGACGGCAACGCCGCGGGCGUCG